AUGAAUAUCAAUGUGAGAAUCUUGAAACUUCGUAAACAAGUGCUUGACCAGCAGAUUGGAAGACCAAGUUCAUGUCAAUCCAUCGGUGAUGUCUGUAGAUUCAGAAUUUCAGGCACGUUUCCUCACCCAAAUCCACAACGAUGCGAUCUUUAUGUUCAAUGCUUUUUAUUUCAAAGCAUAGAACAACAGUGUCCGCCCGGUACAAUAUUUCCACCAAAUGAGAGUCAGUGUGUGCCUGGGGAUCGGGAUACAUGUACAGUAUUUCCACCACAGACUACCACUUCCUCUCCUUUGACUACAACACAACAGCAAACAACAAUAAAUCCAAAUAUUUGUGAAACGAUUCAGGGAGGAACGGGUGUAGUGGAAAUUCCUGGUGAUUGUACAAGAUAUCUCUUGUGCAUCCUUGGUGAAGGAACUUUUAUCAACUGUGCUAACACUGAAGUCUUUUAUCCUACGGAAGGUCGUUGCGUUCCCGGUAAUCCUCUCACGUGUGAGGUAUUUACAACAACAACAACUACAACAAUGACUACUUUACCUCCUCCGACAACAAUAACAACAACAUCAAUUCCGACCACUUCAACGACUUUACCCACAACGGUUUCCUCAUCAACUCCGUUGUCGCCGCCAAUAGGAAAUGUCUGUUCAGGAAAUAAUUUCCGGUUUGUAGCAAACCCAGAUGUGUGCUGGAGAUACUACUUCUGCUUGUAUGGAAUACCACAGCCAAGAGAAUGCGUUCGAGGUUAUAUUUUUAUUGAGAUGCUCCAAAGUUGCGUACCUGGAAAUAGAAGUACAUGCAAGCCAUUUAUAAUGAGAUUAAGUGAAAAUGUACAGCUCUUGAAUUUUUCAAACCGAUUUUAAUUUUAUUAGUACCCUGUGUGUAUUUACAAUUUUUUUUCUAUGUUCUUUUCGUUCAUUAAUCAUGCCUCUUUCGACUCUCUUCUUCCAUCAUGUCUUGUUGUCUUUAUUUUGUAAUUUUUUUUCAUACUUUCUUUCUUUCUAUCUCCCUUUUUUUUUAUUUAUUUCUUCGUCUAACGUUGAGCAAAAAUAAUGAAAGAGAGAUGUAGGAAUCUACAGUGUUUGAAUUAUUAAAAUGAGCUUUCUUGAUUCAAAAAAUGUUUGUCGAUUUAUUUUUGUACAAUUCUAAAAUAAAUUCCGUUGUUUCGUACUUCUUACUUCUUAAUAAUUUUUUUUUGUCAUGAGUUAUGUUUCUUAUAGGGGUCGUUUAUAAAUGAUGUUUUGAAAUCAAGUAGAUUUUUAUAAAUCAUUUCUGUAGCAUUGAUCUGAUUUAAUAUCUUUAAUUCUCGGCAUAAUAAGUAAACGACCCUUAUUCCUAUCAACCAAUUGCUUAAAAAUCUUUAUAAGAAAAUAUUUUGAGGUGUAACAAUUCUAUAAGUCUAUAAACUUAAUUAU
Messenger RNA from Chironomus riparius, 1413 nucleotides. NCBI's taxonomy places the organism in Eukaryota, Metazoa, Arthropoda, Insecta, Diptera, Chironomidae. The record is from the annotation of a GenBank genome assembly.